Messenger RNA from Aricia agestis (brown argus), 542 nucleotides. RefSeq lists its product as uncharacterized. Bases 36 to 539 code for a protein of 167 amino acids. Lineage: Eukaryota; Metazoa; Arthropoda; Insecta; Lepidoptera; Lycaenidae. The record is from RefSeq and is a predicted model, not a curated record. The transcript is spliced from 3 exons.
GGACAUAGCUCAUAGUAUUGUCACAUAUCAUAGCGAUGAAGCUUGCUGUGGUUCUACUCGUUUCCUGUGACGUCAUCUUUGGAGCGAUUCGGGAGAGCUCAUUUUUUAAUAAAUUGCUAAGCCUUAGACCAGCUGGAAAAGACAUCCAGGUGUUUGUGCCCCUAACAGACAUACCUCCACCCCCCGGCAGACCCACAGAGCAGCAGUCAGGGCGACGGCACCUGGAGGUCUGCGAGCCGACUACCGAGGGUGAAGUGUAUGUCGGAUCAGAAGCUACUGUGAUCAUGCCGGAUCAUAUAGACCAUAAACACUUCGAAGUGACGUCGCCCGUGCCGUACCUGACCGUAGGCCCGAUAGAUGGUGUAGGGUUCCACGGCAAGACCUUACCACCCAUGGACGCCUGCGAGAAAAUCUAUCAAGACCACCUGGCCACGCUGUACUCAGAUGAGGACUACACGUCUCAAGAGUCACUGGAAAUAGCGCGAGUCAAUGUCGAUGACUUGAGAUCUCUAGAGAGAGCUGAGAACGAGGAUGUGUGAAUG